AUGGCGACUGAUGGAUCUGAAACUAAUAAUGAUUCUCAUCUGAACAAUGGUGAAAAUGGAGGUAAUCUUGAUCCUUAUUUCAUAGCAAAUUCAGAUAGUCCAACUGCUUCUCUGGUUUCUGUAGUUUUUAAUGGCAUGAAUUUUAUGCGAUGGAAGAGAAAUGUUAUGAGAGCGUUAGUUGCUAAGAACAAAGAAGGAUUUGUAAAUGGUGGAAUACUGAAAUCUGCUGUGAAUCACAAAGACUAUCAUAAGUGGAAACGUGCUGAUUUUAUGGUAGUAAGCUGGAUUCUGAGUUCUAUGAGCAAUGAAUUAGCUGAUGAUUUUGGUUAUAUUGAUAAUGCUGUGGAAUUGUGGAAGGAAUUGAAUGAAAGAUUUGGACAGUCUAAUGGUCCUCUGAUCUAUCAGCUGAAAAAGGAAAUUGAUAGCUUAAAUCAGGAGAACAUGACAAUUGUUACCUAUUAUGGUAAACUGAAGAAACUAUGGGAUGAGAUGCAAAGUUUGAGAGCUUUUCCUACAUGUGUGUGUGGAGCAUUGAGUAGCUGUAGUUGUUAA
Messenger RNA from Spinacia oleracea (spinach), 552 nucleotides. RefSeq lists its product as uncharacterized. NCBI's taxonomy places the organism in Eukaryota, Viridiplantae, Streptophyta, Magnoliopsida, Caryophyllales, Amaranthaceae. The record is from RefSeq and is a predicted model, not a curated record. Bases 1 to 552 code for a protein of 183 amino acids. The transcript has a single exon.